AUAGCACCAUUCUCUGCAAACAUCCUCGCCCACAGGUCCACUGGGAAGACAGGCCAACCCAGAGGUGUCAGAGGAGGAGCUUGGCAACCUAUGAGAUGCAAGAUAACCAGAAGAAACCUACCAUUUUGAGCAGCAAUAAACAAAGAGCGGUGCAGGGUGUUUACAACUAAGAGGAGUUGGACGAAUAAGGAAUGCAGCCGAUUGUGUGCAAUUCUCCAUGCUUGAAACUUCCAGGAGCUUCUCGUUGCAGCACAGUUGGCAGAAAGGUAACAGACAACCGGAAAAGGAAGGAGAGGAAAAUGAGAGAAAAGCCAAAGAAGGGAAGGAAGAAAUGCAGGACAAAAAGCCAGCACCUAGACGAUGCCACGGAGAUCAACAUCUUGAGGAUGGUCGAUGUAUCAAGCAAGGAAAAUCAGAAGAAAGUGAGGGGUCGGCAGGGGGAGAUGACUCAAGAAAGACUAGGAAGGAGGAAAAGGCCGCCAGAUGAAAUCCAGACCAAGGAAGACGACAUCCAGGAAACAUUCCAAGCUCAAAAGGUAUAAAGACUUGAUACCUGUUUUGGAGAUCCUGUGUUUAAUAGGGGUUUUGUUUUUUUGCCAUCUUCAAGGUUGAGAAAAUAGCUGCUGUGUUUAAAGCUAAGUUGGGGUAAUGGAGAACAAGGGGCUCCUGCUCACCCACAUCCCAGUUGUGCAAACACUCUGGGGCAAAAGACUCGUUUUUGGAACCAUUUUUCAACAUGUGUGAGGAUGGAGCAAUAUAGGAUUGUGUGUGCGCAUGAGUGUGCAGAUACGCUCAGUUUCCAGGAUCUCCCUUUGCCCGUCUAUUUUUGAGGGUGUGAGGGAACAUACAAAUUGGCACCACUUGCUUCCUAAAAGCAGCAUGUAUGUGGAGGCCUGCAGGCACCUCCCAUUUACUGUGCUUACUUAUUCUUCUUCUUAUUAUUAUUAAUUGCCACCUUUCACCAUAAAGUCCCAGGGCAGAAAAAUCCAAUAUGAAAACCUGCCUAAGCCAUCUGGAAUCAGAAGCAUAAGGUGGGUCCUAAUACAUAUGCAUAUUAUAAGGGCCACCACUCCUGCCCGCUCUGCUCACCAUCUGCCAAACCGCCUUCCCCUACACCUGGCCAAACCCCCUCCUUUUACACCGCACCCACUCCAUCGUCUAUCCCCUCAAAGUUUGCCCCAAGCCCCGCAUCUGUACCAACCCCCAUAAUUCCUUAAUAUUAGUCAUGCUGGCUGGGGCUGAUGAGAAUUGGAGUCCAUUAAAUACCUGGUAGGCCCUUGGCUCUCCAUCCUUGGAUUAAGGUAUCCCAGACAAAUUAUUAGGCAUGGUCUCUCCUCUUCAGAGGCCACAUAGGUAAAGGUAAAGGACCUGGAUGUUUAAGUCCAGUCAAAGGUGACUAUGGGGUGCAGCGCUCAUCUCACUUUUCAAGCCAAGAGAGCCAGCGUUUGUCCACAGACAGCUUUUCCAAGUCACGUGGCCAGCAGGACUAAACCACUUUUGGCGCAAUGGGACACCAGGACAAGGUCCAGAGUACACGGAAACGCCAUUUACCUUCCCGCCACAGCCGUACCUAUUUAGCUACUUGUGCUGGUAUGCUUUCGAACUGCUAGGUUGGCAGGAGCUGGAACAGAGCAACGGAAGCUCACCCCAUCAUGCGGAUUUGAACUACCAAACUUCCAACUGGCAAGCCCAGGAGGCUCAGUGGUUUAGACCACAGCACCACCCUCAUAGGAGUCCACCCCAAGCCACGUAGUCCAGUGGUACUCCACAUUCUUAGGCAGAGUUGUUGUGGCUGGUGCCCUUUGGGACUCGUAGGGUGGAAGGCAGGGAGUCCCACAGUAGGUGGUGCCAGAUCAAAUGAUUGGUGGAGCCAACAUGUUCUAGUUUUGUCCCCAUCCUACUUCCUGUUGAGUUCUGCAGGGGCAGCACUAAGACUGAGGAGGAGGAAGCUGACAGGCAGGGCCACCCACUGGGAUAGUUGUCAGUAAAGAAGGCAGGCAGGUGAAAGCCAGCAGGAGGCAGCUGCAGGUUGGUAGGGCAGGGCCUCAUUUGCCCUAAUGGACCAGCCUCCACUGGAUACACAAGGAAACAGGAUAUAGAAACAGUGAGGCCAAGCUCCUUCCAGGAGGAAAGUGUAGUAGGUGUGUGUGUGUGUGUGUGUGGAAUAGGAACAGGGAGGGAAGGGGUGAGAACAACCGGCAGGCUCAGAAGUGAGCUAACAGCAGCAAAAUGUUCUCUCUUUUUCUUAUUUAAGUGUAUAUGCCACAAAACAAGCUCAAAGUGUCUGACAACAGAACCACGAAAAUGCAAAUCAAUGCAUCAUUACAAUAUCACAUUAGAUACUAAAUUACUUUGAAACGUAAUGUGGUGGUCCAGAAAAUAACUCAGUCUGGCAGUCCAAGUUGAAAAUUAUUUAUCUGAUUUUAUUACAGUGGUACCUCGGGUUACAUACGCUUCAGGUUACAUACACUUCAAGUUACAGACUCUGCUAACCCAGAAAUAGUACCUCGGGUUAAGAACUUUGCUUCAGGAUGAGAAUAGAAAUCGUGCUCCGGCAGCACAGCGGCAGCAGGAGGCCCCAUUAGCUAAAGUGGUGCUUCAGGUUAAGAACAGUUUCAGGUUAAGAACGGACCUCCGGAACGAAUUAAGUACUUAACCCGAGGUACCACUGUACUGUGCUUUAGAAUUCCCAUGACCUAUCCUGCCACUUUGUGGUGAAGGGAGAAUAACAAAACGAGGUGCACCGGGUUCUAUCAAACAUCAGGGAGGCCUGUCACCCGUCCAACAGGGCCCAUCACACCCUCUGAAAAGCCCAACAGGGCCCACCCAGCUGCAGAAUAUGGAGGGGGCCUGCCCCCUCAUUGAAAAUUGGGGUGCUCUCCCCGCCAGGCUCCCCCAUAGAUGGAGUGCCUGAAGAAACGUAUAUAAUAACCCUACUUACCUGGGAAUAAGCUUAACUGAAUUCAGUAGGACUUCCUUCUGAACAGACAUGAUUAGGAUUGCACUGUAGAUAUUUAAGGUUUUGCUUUAUUUUUUGUUUUGCAAAAGACUGAAGGUGCUUGGAACUAUGAGGGCAACUGCAUCAGACUAGGGCUGCAGAAAUCUUGAUUCUAAUCCCUGCUCAACCCAGAAGCUCACUGGGUAUCUAUGGGCUAAUCAACUCUUGUCCUAGCCCACCUCACAAGGUUGUUGUGAGGAUAACAUAAAGUGGGAAGGAAGAGGACAAUGUAAGCUCUUUUGUGGAAAUGCAGGACAUCAAUGCAACGGGUACAUCAAUAAUGUUGAUAUUCUCUUUUCUUGGUAGGAAUCCCAGACUUCACUGAGUGGCCAAAUUAUCCUCUGCAUCGUCUGCUCAGAAGUAGAAACGGCAAAGAGACUUGUGACGCCUUAAAGAUUACUGUAGCUCAGAAGUUAGCCUCAUUGUGUUCAGUGGGACCUGCUCCCAGGUAAGUGGGUUCUGGAUUGAAGCCAGGGUGAGCAAAUGAAAAAUAGUUUGGGGCUCCUGCACCUUUAAUUGCUGCGCAGAAAACCGGAAUCCCUCUUCUAACCAACCAUUAAAGGUGCAGAAGCCGCACCCUCUUUUUCACCUGACCCCUCUAAUUGCAGACCUUAGAGCACAAGGAUGGAAGAGUGAGGAAAUCCCAACGGAAGAACAGUGGCAAGAAAAACUGAUGAGCUAUGCGGAAUUGGCUAAACUGACAUAGAAACUGCGUGACAAGGACAACCCGACUUCAAGGAAGAAUGGGAACUUUUCACCAACUGUCUAAAAAGACAACAAAAUGAAUUGGACUCCUUGGCAGGUUUUGAAUAAACAUCCACAAAUUUAUUAGUUGAACACAUGACAGAUAAGGCAAGGAUUUGUACAAUUUUAUAACAUGCAAACAACAGUAUGUGCAAAGAAAUCAGAGAGGGGAGCUGAGGGAAGUCCUUGGUGGGGGG
Podarcis lilfordi (Lilford's wall lizard) is the source of this 3939-nucleotide messenger RNA. The record is from the annotation of a GenBank genome assembly. NCBI's taxonomy places the organism in Eukaryota, Metazoa, Chordata, Lepidosauria, Squamata, Lacertidae.